This is a messenger RNA of Symbiodinium sp. CCMP2592, 466 nucleotides long. Lineage: Eukaryota; Dinophyceae; Suessiales; Symbiodiniaceae. The record is from the annotation of a GenBank genome assembly.
GUCGCAGCCUUCGCACAAGGACACCACGGCCUCCUCACCAACUGUGAGCACUGAGGCCUCCAGCGACGGUUCUGCUGACAGCAGGCAGGAAACCCCACGGGAGGUGGAGGGUCCUGCAGCACCGAAGCUGGUAUGGAAGGUGAAAGGCGCUGACGAGGUACCGGAGGUACCCGGCGAGGACGUGGGCGCCGAGCCCACGGAAAGUCUUGAAGAAGUCGCCGUGCGACUGAUCCUUGGACAGGUCUCCCGGCCGGAGCGUAAAGGAUAUGUGUGGAUUGAGAACUGGAACAAGCGCUUCCAGAAGGAGCUCGGCACUCUCCGUGGGUUCAUCGAAAGCCGACCGGAUCUGUUCCAGGUGAAGCCUGGGAACGGACGAAGCUACCGGGUGGAGGCUACGGAACCGGUGACUGCCGUUGAGAAAACGGGCAGCAAGAACCGGUGGCGUAGGUCCCGACGACACAAUUGA